CCCACCCCUCUCUUUAUCACGGUGAUGCUCAGAUGUCUUUUGGAGGGCGGUGCAGAGAGAGAGAGAGAAAGAGAGCUACGUGUUGCUGCGCAGCAACAGACAGCCAGAAAAGAGGGUGUAAGACGGAAGAAUUUCCUCGCAGAAGCAGAAGGACGCCAAGCAGCAUCAAUGGCUCCAAGAAUAUACUGUUGUAACGAAUUCAUGUAGCACAAGGAGGACGCAGAGUGAACGACUACUAGCUACAGUCACCCUCCGGGCGGUCCCCAUUAAAGGAGUAAACGUCCUUUUAGUCUGCCUAAUGGAAACGUUUUGGUGAAAGGAACGUUAGUUUAUUUCAGUCUCGAGGAAACAUCGAAUUUGCGCCGACUCACAGUGGGCACCCUCCUCCUCACCGCGCCGACUCCCUAUGGAGGAUUCCUCCUAUCUCCAGAAGACGAACCUGCUUGGAUUCCAGGGGUAGGCUCGGUCUCUGCGUUUAAUGUAGCGUGAAAACUUGACCAAAUAACUGCAACAUUCUGUCAAUGGAGUUGAUGUUGGAGUAUUCUUGUCAGGCAUCUUAGUGGUUUCGAAGUAGGGGUUGGAUGUCAACCUUUCUAUCGUGCGUAUUUCUCAACAUCAACACACCCUGCGUUGGUCAUCCCUAAAUAAACAGGCACUGGAUAGCCCGCUCAUGCUCACAUUAUCUUACCAGCUGGUCUUAAGCCAUCACAGACACUCUGAAACACUGUCAUUAGCUGGGUUUUAAUUAAAAAAUAGAUUUUAAAAUGUGAGUGACUUAAAAACACAAAAGUUUUUAAGUCAGCACUGUAGUUUUGCAUCUCAGCACUGCUUCUGGUCAACACCUUAGAGAGGCUUUUUGUCUCUAUGUAUUGUUUUUUUAUUCAUCCAGGUCAUGGUUGUUAAAGGCUUGAUCCUAAGGGGCAACUGGACUGGGUUAAAGUUCCUAGAGAUGUUUCACCUUUACUCUGGUAGCCUUCUUCUGUUUGAAAUACGGAUUGAAAGUUGGCCAUGUGGUUGACCUGUUCUCCCCCUGGUGUGGGGUCACAUGGUCUUAAGUGACAUGAUCCUGGGUGGAAAUGUUUGGAUUGUUGAACAAAGAAACCCAGAACUACAUUAUACGUUGGAAGUGUCUCAGUCCACUACCUCUGUUCAAAAAUGGUCUUCCAGUUUGAUGGCUUCCUUAACACCUUUCUCAAGUGAAGUUUGCAUACUGGCCGAGCGGCCUCAUUGUACUCUGUAACAAAAACUGACAGUCAGCCUGAAAAAACAAUCCUGGUCUAACCUACCAUUUUCUUCUGUCACUACUCAGUAUGCUAUUGCUCAUGAUGGGCAGCUGAUUAGGAACCCCACUUAGUCUUUGAAUGAAAUAACCAUGUAUUGCUCUAAUUCUCCUUUUACUUCACUUUUUUCUUUAAAUGUGUGUGUCCGUUUUGGGUUCACUUCUUCUGUCCAUCCACCUCUCUCUCCCUCUCUCAGUGCAGUUGUGAUUGUUUGCUCUGUCUGUGUUUCCAUGCGUCCAGUCAUGACAGGUCAGGCCCUGAGAAAACCAUGCAGCGCGGCUCACAUGGAUGACAACGCUGCCAUCUGCAUCAACGUAGGUGGUUUUAAGAGGCGUCUCCAGUCCAACACCCUUUCUCGAUUUCCUGACACGAGGCUUGCACGUUUACUCCACUGUGAGACCAAAGAGUCCAUUUUGGAGCUGUGCGAUGAUUAUGAUGAUGCAGAGAAAGAGUUUUACUUCGACAGGAACCCAGCACUCUUCCCUUAUGUACUCAAUUUCUACAACACAGGUAGACUGCAUGUCAUGGCUGAGCUGUGCAUCUUCUCAUUCAGUCAGGAGAUCGAGUACUGGGGCAUCAAUGAGCUGUUUAUUGACUCGUGCUGCAGCAGCACCUAUCACGACAAAAAAAUGGACCAGGAAAGGAAGGACUGGGAUGAUAGGAGUGACGAGGGGAGCACCACUUCAUCCUUUGAUGAGCUGUUGGAGUUUUAUAGUGACGCAACCAAGUUUGACAAACAGUUCCUGGGGAGCACACGGAGGCGCGUUUGGUUGAUGCUUGAUAACCCUGGUUACUCCAUAGCCAGUCGCAUCAUCAGCAUCCUCUCCAUCCUAGUUGUGCUUGGCUCCAUCACUAGUAUGUGCAUGAACAGCAUGACCGAGUUCAGUCUGUUGGACAGUGAGGGGCAACUCAGGGAAGACCCUCAUUUUGAGACUGUGGAGCACUUUGGUAUUGGCUGGUUUACUCUGGAGCUGGUUGCCAGAUUCAUGGUGGCCCCGGAUGUUCUUCAUUUCUUUGAGCAUCCAUUGAAUGUGAUUGACCUGGUGUCCAUACUUCCAUUUUACUUGACACUUCUUAUAAAUCUGGUUAUUGAGAGCAGUCCCGCACUAGCCAACCUAGGACGUGUUGCUCAAGUGCUGAGGCUGAUGCGGAUUUUCCGGAUCCUGAAGCUGGCUCGUCAUUCUACAGGACUACGCUCCCUGGGGGCCACACUUAAAAACAGCUAUAAGGAAGUGGGCCUACUGCUUCUUUACCUAGCUGUAGGGGUGUCAUUUUUCUCAGUUGUUGCCUACACAGUGGAGAAAGAGGACAAUGAGGAUCUCUCCACCAUCCCAGCAUGUUGGUGGUGGGCCACUGUCAGUAUGACUACUGUCGGGUACGGAGAUGUAGUGCCAUUCACCAUUGCUGGAAAGCUGACUGCCUCAGCCUGCAUCCUUGCUGGGAUCUUAGUCGUUGUGCUUCCAAUUACACUCAUUUUUAAUAAAUUCUCCCUCUUCUAUAAAAGACAGAAACAGCUAGAGAUCGUUAUGAGAAGCUGUGAUUUCAACGAGGGGAUAAAAGAGGUGCCCUCAGUCAACCUAAGAAACUAUUAUGCACAGAAAGUUAAAUCUCUAAUGGUGAGCUUGUCAAACAUGAGUCGCAGUUCACCCAGUGAGCAUAGUCUAAACGAGUCAUUACGCUAAAAAGAAGUUUUAGGCAAUACUGGAGGAAUUGUGGCAGCAUGAGUGUUCAGAGUGUAAAAACCUCUGGGUGUUGACACUGAUUUGCCCCUGAUGUCUCACAAAUUGCAAUGAUGUAGCUUGGUGCAAUAACCUGUUACUCCGUAUUAUUCACGACAACACAGUAAGCAAUUGUUCUGCAUAGUUUGAAUAUGAUAAAACCAUAACUAAAUAGGCUAAAAUCUGCCAACAUAAUAAGAAAAAGACAGAGAAAUCUGCUGUUGUUUGCAGUGUUAGGUGGUGUCAAACUGUAGUCAACUCCUCAGCUAUAAAUGUCAUGAUCCACUGUGUCUGAAAGUAGCUACAGCUGUACUUCCGUUGAACAGUAUUGAUGUGUCAGUGUUAUGUUGUGACAAGAUCACUGCAGAUGUGUUAUUAAGGCAAACUGUAUUAAACACAAGUACACAACACCGUGUCUUACUGAGAUAGACUGCUUGACAUAUUCAUGGUGUGAGAUAUAUUUCACACCCAUAGACAGUGAUUGGGAAAGACAGAAACUUCCGAAAAACUUGGAGGGUGACAAGAUGUUUUUCAGUCCAUUCCUUUUAUGACAGGCCAAAUAAUGUGGCACAAUACCAUCUGCUGAAUUCCCUUAGAUUAAAACAGUGAGGACAGGUUUGAUUUUCUUACCCAUCUCCUCAUCUGUGUCUUUACACCAUCACUGAUCUGUGAAUAUGAUUUUUUUUUAAAAAUCACACAUUUUUUUGAUUGUGUUGCAAGACACAAACAAAUUCAGAAAGCAGCUUUUUCAAUACAAGAAGGGUCUGCUGUGGUGCAUGAGCUGAUAACACUGAAAGAACCAAACCUAGGCAGCAAGAAUAAUAAAUGACAGAUAUGCUCAUGGCUUCAUAGUGGUGGUUUGAGCCAUUAAUGUGAAGCAGGUAUCUAAUACUUGCUUUGUAUCGUUAAAGAGAGGGUAUCAUCAAAAGCGAGGAGAGCUCCUGUUAGAAACUAGAGUAUAAAACAAAAAUAAGAGCUUGUUGGAGCUAAAUGAAGAGGUAAUAUCCUCCAUAUGCACAUCACAUUUAAGAAGAGCCCAUAAAAUGGGUUAACUUGUCAGGGUCUGGUGAAGAACAUCCAAAAGAAUGGAAAACAGUGCAUGGUUGGGGUAAAAGUGCAGUUUGUUAAAUAGUCCAGGAGGUGUCAGUAGGCCCCUAUAGAAAGACUCUCCCAGAGGGGCAUAAGGAUGGUCUGAGGAGAGCGUGACUGAAGUCUAGAGAUGGGUUUGCUUAUACUUUUGGCUUUGGUUCUACCAAUACCAAUAUUGGUACCAAAUCUUAUACAAGGCAACAUUGAAAUGCAUGUAUGCUUUCACAAACACUUUUUUUGUAAAGUGAUAAAACAGGAAAAUACUUAAUAGCUAAUCAUAUUACAUAAACCAGCUAACAGAAGUAGUUCUGAAACAUAAAGAGGGAAUAAGUGUUGGUGCAUGAAUUUUUAAUAUUGAAUAGGCUGACCUGCAUCUCCUCAGUAUUGACAUAUACCUCAUACAACUCCACUCAAAAAAACCUGACCAUUCCUCUAAGUACUUAUUCCACGACUAAUGAUUACGAGUAAUGAUUAAUGGCAGUGCUCCCCUGUACCUGUAUAUGCUGCAGCUCAAUAAAAACAACUCUGUGAUGUCUUUUAACAGGGUGUAAUUUAGCAGACUUGGAUUCACAGCAUCUUUCUUUAUCAGCCUCUUUCUGUCUUUGGUUUGGACUAUCUAGAUGUCCAUAGAGGAAAUGAGCAGUCACCCACAUUUUGUAUGAAUGUAUAUUUUUAUACUGUCACACUUCUGAGAGAAAUUGUUACUAACCGAGUAGUUUGUGAGUAGUGAAGUAUUGAACAUGUGCUCCCUUGUUAGUAUUACAUUAGGCUUUUAAGUCCUCACAGAAGUUGCAAACAUACUUCCAUCUCCUGGUCUUUCAGUUCAGCUCUAAACCCUGUAACCUGACUCAGUAGUAAGAGCAUUCUUCAUCACAUUUGGCCUUAGCUCUGUCACUUCCAAACGUGGUGCUUGUACCAAAGUGCCUCUUUGUGAAUGUGUGGCAGAUAUGUAACACGUGUGCACACCAACUCAUCCUCAAAACACCUACUGCCUCCAGCAUCACCUCAUUCUCAAUGAAUUAAUUUAAACUCUUUGCUGUAUAUGAUCUGUGGCUUAUCAGUUUGUUACCUUUGCACUUUCAAGACCUCUACUCAGAGGUCCCUGUACUUGGCUUGUACUGAGCCCUGGUCUCAGUUAAGAGCAGCUUUCUACACAAGAUGUUUUGGUGACCCUUUCAGUGCUUUGUGGGUCUCCCACUUUUGGCUGAAUUGCUCUUGUAUUGUAAGAAGCUCUGGAUAUAUGCUGUGUUAUUAUUAGAAAUAACUGUAUGUAGUAUCCUUUGUAUAAAAUGAGCCUUUAACGUUCAUCACCCUGUAUUACUCCAGGUGUCUGGUAGGUAAAACCCAGUGAUCCUUGUUAUGAAAGAAAAAUAAACAGAUACCCAUAGUUUGAAUGUCAGUUUAUGGCUGUGCAGCGUUUGUUAUUUAUGGAGACGUGUAUAUUUCUACCAUGGUUUUUGACACAUUCUUAUGCUUGUUUCAGACUUCCUUGUAUUUGUAUGAGUAGUGGUUUUUGAAAGUUAUAUCAGCUCUGAUAUAACAGCUCUCUCCUCAGCAGUCUUGAAUACGGAGGGCCUAUUUCACAAAGAGGACUUAGUUUUGGGGCCCAUUAAUCUCGUGUAAAUUAAAUAAAACCAUCUAAACACACACAAAAGGUUAAAUGCACCACAAACUGCAUUGCUGAACAAAUCUGUGUAUUACUGCUGUUUGAACAGAUUUGAUAAAGCCAUCAUAUAUUCAACAGGGAUAAGUUUUGCUCCUGUUCCUCUAUAAC
This is a messenger RNA of Xyrichtys novacula (pearly razorfish), 5861 nucleotides long. The record is from the annotation of a GenBank genome assembly. NCBI's taxonomy places the organism in Eukaryota, Metazoa, Chordata, Actinopteri, Labriformes, Labridae.